UAAGGUCGCAUUACUCAGCCCAUCCGAUCGGUCAGUUAGCCGCGAACGCGCGAGUCGUCAAUUUCGUUAGCGCGCGAAUUUCCACAGAUAAAACAAAAUGUUGUUUUACUUUUUCACAGCUGUGUUACUGUCCAGUGCACACGCCAAGUUUUAUAAAGAUUGUGGAUCAAAGCUAGCUACAGUCCAGGAUGUGGGCAUCACGGGAUGCGCCCCGGACGCGAAGGAAUGCGUGCUCAAGAGGAACACCAAUGCAACUAUAUCUAUCGACUUUACACCUAAUAUGGACGUGAAAGCCAUCGACACAGUGGUGCACGGCGUCAUCAUGAAUCUGCCCGUGCCCUUCCCCAUGCCGAAUCCGGAUGCUUGCAAAGAUGAGGGCCUAACCUGCCCCAUAAAGAGUGGUGAAAAGCAGGCGUACAGGGCAACACUGCCAGUAUUAAAAUCAUACCCAAAAGUCAAAGUUGAUGUCAAAUGGGAAUUGAAAAGCGAUGAAGGAGAUUUAGUCUGCAUCAUGAUACCCGCUAAAAUCAAUUAAAUAUUAUCUUUUUAGAGGUUAUUUUUAUUAUCUGUAAACAUUUUGAGAAUCACAAUUUAAAUACGUAAAUUCUAAAAUUCAGUUACCAUUGAAAGCUUCUUAAUAAUUGUUAUCUGCUUACUACCAUUCUUGUAUAAGUUUUCAUAGUGUUACAAUAAUAAUACAUAUAACAUAAUAUUCCCUAAGCUAGCAACAUCGGCAGUUCUUAAGUGGAUUUUUUAAUGAAUCAAUAUUUUAUAAAAAUAUGUGUUUUAAAUAUAAUACAAAAAGGUUUUAUAAAAUAGGUAUAUAAUUAAAGGUGUAAGCAAGAAGUUUUAUGGUUAACGUUUAAAAGUCUUGCCUUAAUUUCACCAAAGUUGUACAAUACUUUAUGAAUAAGAUUUGAAUAAAAUUUUAAUUAUUUAA
Messenger RNA from Colias croceus (clouded yellow), 940 nucleotides. RefSeq names its product ecdysteroid-regulated 16 kDa protein-like. Gene Ontology annotation, biological process: intracellular cholesterol transport. The transcript is spliced from 4 exons. Bases 98 to 535 code for a protein of 145 amino acids. Gene Ontology annotation, molecular function: sterol binding. NCBI's taxonomy places the organism in Eukaryota, Metazoa, Arthropoda, Insecta, Lepidoptera, Pieridae. The record is from RefSeq and is a predicted model, not a curated record.